AUGGUGCGCCUCAAAGACCGCUACCUCCUGGUCAACAUUAUUUACACCGACGUGCCUGCCGGUCAGGCGAAGGGUCCGGUACCGGAUCUGCUCCUCUACAACCAGCCAACGAGCAAUGAGCUGAGGCCGCAGCUGCUGCUCAAGGGCAUCCGCAACGAGGUGGCCGCCCUCUUUGGCGACUGCGGCUCGGGCGCCGUAGAGCGCAGCCUCCAAGUGAAAUACCUCUCCCCCGCAACGUCCACCUUCAUCCUGCGCGUCUCCCGCGCCCACUACCGCCUCGUGUGGGCGGCCCUGGCCUUCAUGAACCGCGUGCCCAUCCGCGACGGCCGGCCCUGCGUGUUCCGCGUCGUGCGCGUCAGCGGCACCAUCCGCAAGGCCGAGGAAGAGGCCGUGCGCCGUGCUAAGCUGCUCAUCCAGGCCGCCAAGGAGGAGAUGGCUGGCAAGAGCUCGUCGACCGGCGCGCUUGGAGUCCUCCUGCGCAGUGACAACAACCGGGCUCGGGGUGCUGCCGCGCUGGUGGCGCGCAACGUCGACUCCGAGCCAGACGCCGAGGGCCAGGAAAUGUCUGACGACGAUGACUGA
Molecule: messenger RNA, 582 nt
Organism: Thermothelomyces thermophilus ATCC 42464
Lineage: Eukaryota; Fungi; Ascomycota; Sordariomycetes; Sordariales; Chaetomiaceae
Exons: 2
Coding region: 1-582 (193 amino acids)
Biological process (GO): tRNA 5'-leader removal
Cellular component (GO): ribonuclease P complex
Source: RefSeq, a predicted model, not a curated record